Molecule: messenger RNA, 279 nt
Organism: Gongylonema pulchrum
Lineage: Eukaryota; Metazoa; Nematoda; Chromadorea; Rhabditida; Gongylonematidae
Source: the annotation of a GenBank genome assembly
AUGGCAACAAGAGCAACAAUAUCUCUGAAAACAACAGCGAAAGCAAAAGCAAUAAAAAGCUCAGCCGAACUGGCAUAUUACCUAAAGCAGAAAGCAGGACCGGCAUUAGUAUGGAAAACACUUACGACAAGAACAAUGUCAACAACAAAAACAGGAAUAAAGGGAGGAUUGCGUGGAUUCAUGCUUUACCGCUAUUUGACGACAGGAACAAAACCAACAAAGCAACGUGAAGGGCAGAAGCAGUGCAAAGAAUUUCAUUUAGAUGUAGAAAAUCCGUAG